This is a messenger RNA of Scomber japonicus (chub mackerel), 816 nucleotides long. It is a transcript of the gene mettl21cb, whose product is annotated as methyltransferase 21C, AARS1 lysine b. Gene Ontology annotation, molecular function: protein-lysine N-methyltransferase activity. The coding region runs from base 1 to 816 and encodes 271 amino acids. Gene Ontology annotation, cellular component: cytoplasm; cytosol. The record is from RefSeq and is a predicted model, not a curated record. Lineage: Eukaryota; Metazoa; Chordata; Actinopteri; Scombriformes; Scombridae. The transcript is spliced from 5 exons. Gene Ontology annotation, biological process: peptidyl-lysine methylation.
AUGGAGUAUUUACUUCUCAUGGAGCGAUCCACAGUCUGCAAACAUGUCCGACAGAAGCAUUCUGGAAAAGAGAGCAAGAAUAUUGAUGACACUCCAAAUGGGAAACAACAGAUGGAGCAGAGAACCAAAGAUGAGGUGUUAACAGACCACAGAGUGAUGGCAGGUGAAGCUUUAGGCAGGAGUAACAUCUGGGAGCCAAGUGUUUACUAUGCAUUGGGAAAGGAGUCCUUCUUUUUUGCUGGUCAUAACAUCAGCAUCCGGGAGUCUAUGGAUACUUAUGGCGCUCUGAUCUGGCCUGGGGCCAUAGCUUUGUGCCAGUUCUUGGAGAACAACCAGCAGCAAGUGAACCUGAUGGACAAGGCCGUGCUGGAGAUUGGGGCUGGGACUGGCUUGCUCUCAAUAGUGGCAAGUCUACUUGGUGCCAGGGUGACAGCUACUGACCUGCCAGACAUCUUGUCUAAUCUGACUUUUAACCUUCUGCAAAAUACCAAGGGCCGUGCUCACUACACCCCCCAGGUGGCUGCCCUCACCUGGGGUCAGGACCUGGAACGAGACUUCCCCUACCCUUCCUACCAGUAUGACUAUGUGUUCGCAGCAGAUGUGGUCUAUCACCACAACUGCCUUGAGGGACUGCUGGAAACUAUGCGCCACUUUUGCCGACCAGGAAGUCGAACAACACUGCUGUGGGCCAACAAAGUUCGGUUCCAGUCUGAUCUGAGGUUCACAGAGUGCUUUCAGAGCAGCUUUAACAGCACACUGGUCUUUGAGCUCCCACAGCAGGAGGUGAGGAUAUACAAGGCCACCGCAAAGGACUGA